UAGAGAGAAAGAGAGAGAGAGAGGACGAAAAAACAAAUUUGAAAAGGAUAGCACGUAGUACGUUAGAUAUUCUCCUUCUCUUUAUUUUCUUCGAGUAGGAUGUAUUUACUCGCGCGCAUCGAAUUUAUAAGGGGUGGGCGUUAAACUGUAUUCGAUGUAACACAAUACAAUGCAACACAUACACAACACGUAUAUAACUUAUACACAUGCCUCUUACGUGACAUAUGUACACGUGUUAAACGUAAAUACACAUGCCACACAUACGCAAACAUAUAUUCAUUCUCUCGAAGUUAUCCGAGAGGUAGUGUGGAAAGCAACAGAGAGCACAAAUAGCAUCGUUCGCUAUCGUUCGGUUACUCCCGGCGAGCGAUCGAGAGUUGAGAACGCGCGACACGAGGAAGACGAAUGUAUUUGAAGUGCGCAGCAAAUGAGAACGUAAAGUGUGCGUUAAAUUUCCUAUCCUUCAUUUCGUUUAUUGUACCAAUUUCUUUUAUUAUUGUUCCGUCGAAUAAUCAAAGGAUAUCAAAGGAAAAGAAGAGUGUGCGCAGCGACAUUUGUUGUUGUUGAGGUUAUGUUCGUGGUCGCGUGAGUGGGAGCGAGAUAGACGAUGCUUUAUUGUCAUCGUCGUUUUAUGGCGCGUAAUACGCGCCUCGUCUCCGUCGUCGUCGUCGUCGACGUCCAGAAGACGGUGGAUGAUAGAGCAUCGAGAAUAAAGAUGAUGUCGAUGACGUGACUCGAUUUGAAAGAGAGAGAGAGAAAGAGAGAGAGAGAGAGAGAGAGAGGAUAGAGAAAGAGAUAGACAGACAAAUUAAAAAAUAGAAAGAGAAAAAAAGAGAAAGAGAUGGAAUCGCGACGACCGAACGACGAUGACGACGAUGAUCGAGACGACGAUCUAACGUCGGACUCGAUCGAUCGAGAUGAUCGAAGUGCUACCACUUCCGGGGAGGGACCACCCUCUGGACCAGGUGCUGGUCUAGAGUACGACCUCUGGGAGGGACAAUUUCAGUUUGUCGGCCAGGUACCCCGUGUCGCAAGGACGCCCAGACGACAUGUUCCUUCGCUUACAGGACAAAAUAUACACGUUCGUAGAAACGUGUUGCAAAAAUGCCAAUUCGUAGGAAAUGCGUUUCUAGCUGUUUUAAUAGCUAUUGAUAAGAAUAGCAAACGAGAAAUCUACGGAUGUCCACAUUUGAUAUUCUAACCGCAUGAGUCUUACUAUCGAGAAUGCACAAGUGCAACGCCUUACAGUGGAAUGUCUUUUAUACGUAUUGAAUAUUUUAUUCGAAAGAAAGGAUUUCCGUUCUCUUAAUUUUUAUAUAAGAGAAAUUAUACGAAUAAAUCAUUUUUUGAGAUA
This is a messenger RNA of Vespa mandarinia (Asian giant hornet), 1354 nucleotides long. RefSeq lists its product as uncharacterized. Lineage: Eukaryota; Metazoa; Arthropoda; Insecta; Hymenoptera; Vespidae. The record is from RefSeq and is a predicted model, not a curated record.